Molecule: messenger RNA, 1975 nt
Organism: Daphnia pulex (common water flea)
Lineage: Eukaryota; Metazoa; Arthropoda; Branchiopoda; Diplostraca; Daphniidae
Product: potassium channel subfamily K member 10-like
Exons: 9
Coding region: 271-1821 (516 amino acids)
Biological process (GO): stabilization of membrane potential; potassium ion transmembrane transport
Cellular component (GO): membrane
Molecular function (GO): potassium ion leak channel activity
Source: RefSeq, a predicted model, not a curated record
UGUGGACGAAAAAUCAACGCCUUUCGUCGGUUUGUGCACAGUCGAGAGCGAUGACGGCCAAUAUAUCUGGUCAAACGAGUUGUAAAAUUCAGUUGGCCAGCGACACUUCUCCCAAUAGGUGCGUAUGACGUUUGUUCAGGUGUGGCUGGACUGCAUGUCGUGUUCUGCGCCAGCCCUUUCGACGGCUGUCGUUAUUACGUGUUCGACCGAGUGAAGUGAGAAAUCGACGGAAUCGAGAGUCGAGUGCCAGCCAGCCAAACCUUUUGAAAAAUGGGAUGGAAAAGUUCACUGGCUAUUCAUUUGGGAUUUUGGUUUUAUCUGGUCGGAGGCGGAGCAAUUUAUUUCUACAUUGAAGACCCGUACUAUCACCUCCCCGCGCCGCCAAAACUGAAGACGAUCAAUGCCACUUUCUGUCAAAACCUGGUGAAUUAUACUGUUGACAAUUACGCAACGAAUAACCGUGUGGCUGUGCCGCUUCAACACAACCACUCAGAUGAAGCGUGGUUCAAGUUACUAAACGAUUCCUGCCACAACCUGACAAAUUUGGAAAAAGACGGAAACAAUCCCAGUCAAGACGUUGCCUGGGAAUUCUCAAGUGCGCUGUUUUUGUGCAUGACAAUUCUCACCACCAUCGGUUAUGGGGAGUUGAGUCCCAAAAGUUGCUGGGGAAAAGUCUUUUGCAUAUUUUACGGCUUCAUCGGAAUUCCGAUAUUUGGAAUAGUCCUGGCUUCGACUAGCAACUACUUUAGCGCCGGUUUUCUGCACCUGUACGAACGACGACGAUCUAAGCUGCAAAAAGAUAAGUGGCACGACAUUUUUAUCGCAGCCACCGCCUUUCUUCUUCCCGGACUGGCUGCCUUCCUUUUCAUUCCGGCCGGAAUUUUCGUUUACUUGGAGGGCUGGUCCUAUUUGGAUGCGACAUAUUUCUCCUUUAUAACGCUGACGACGGUCGGAUUUGGAGACAUUGUUGUUGCCCAGGAAACGAAUUUCUCGCAAUUGUGGAUUUACCGGAUUUGCUGGAUUAUCUGGGUCAUGUUGGGCAUCGCUUAUUGGGCCAUCAUCAUUUCUUUCAUCACGAAGGCUCUCAAGUCGAAAAAAUUGAGGCAAAAAUGGGAAGAAACCAGUUUGAAACUCACUGAGCAAGCGCGGCAAAUGAUUGAACAUCAACUCGCAACCAACGGCCACAAUAGAGGCUCAUUUGUUGCAUUUAAAUCCAAAGCGGUCUUUGAUUUCGCUCUGCAACUCACGGGCUCCAUGGGGAAUGUGCGAGCUGAACUGGAGCGGCAUCCUCUUCCUGGCUUGGCAACGGCCUUCAAACCGGCCGUGCCCGGUCGUGGAUUACUUUCUCUAGUCGAGCUGUCGGUCAAAACACUGGGCCACAGAAAAGGACAAGAACAACAACAACCAGUUGAAAUCCCUGCUGCACCGGUUCCUGUCCUUGCCGAAGACCAAGUUCAAAUGUCGCCGCAAACUAGUGUCAAAUCUCGGCCGUUACUCGUCAACACCCACUCGUCCAGCAUGGACUCGGGUUUUGAUGAUGAUGAAAUCAACAGCAGCUCGUCUCCAGGGUGUUAUUCGAGGCAACUGUCUAAAACAAACAGCAACUGUUCACUUCCUUACACGUCCGAGCAAAAGUCCAGGGCAAUCCUAAGUAAAUGGAAGUCGUUCACUCGCAGCCAAACCGAACCCGAAUUAAAACAUCAAACCUUGUCAAUAACUGGACGCCAAACUUCACUUCGACAACUCCUCAUGGAAGCCGUACUCAUCUUGGAAGAAGCUGAAGUGAAAGAAGCGGCCUUAAACAAUCAAUCAGACGAAUAACAAUUUCUAUUUGAAUUCAUCGCCCAUAAGAGUAUACCUCGCAGUAACUAUCUAGAUUUGUUACUCAAAUGACUAGGGAUUGACAUUCAAAUUCAAAAGAUAAACUUUGCUCCUUUAUUCAUGGUGAAAUAUAUAGACAGUAUCUGAUUAUUAA